AUGGCGGCACCAUCAAUACGAACAGCCUCCCUCGUUGCCCGAUCCCUGUCCUCCAAAUCGGUGUUCUCAAUAUGGCCUUCCAUCGCAAGAACACCACGCCCUCUUCGAACAUCCUACCAUCCUCAUCGAAGCAUCUCACACUCAACAUCCAUUGCAUCAAUACCUCCUUCAAAAUCCACACAACCACCUUCGCAGCACCGCAAACCAUACUACGUCACCACUCCUAUCUUCUAUGUCAAUGCAGACCCGCACAUCGGGCAUCUCUAUUCGGACGUCAUAGCCGAUGUUCUCGCUCGAUACCACAGCUACAUGCAAUCUGGGUAUUCUGCAUUCGAUCAUAGUGGUAAUCCCGUCAGCCGAAUUCGCGAUGAUGUUGGGGAUCGCGUGAAGGCACUCCUCAGCACGGGGACCGACGAGCACGGGUUGAAGGUGCAAAAAGUAGCCGAGGCUGCGAAGGAAGAUCCGCGUGCACUCUGCGACCGUAUCAGCCAGCGGUUCAGGCAGCUCGCCGAUGCCGCACAGAUCGACUACGCCCGCUUCAUCCGCACGACGGACGCAGACCACAAGAUCGCAGUCGAGCAUCUAUGGCGCACGCUGCGCGAACGCGGCCACAUCUACCAGGGCAGCCACGAGGGGUGGUACGCGGUUUCGGACGAAGCCUUCUACCCGGAAACACAGGUCCGAAACGUCGUGGGUGAGGACGGCCAGUCGCACAUGCAGAGCAUCGAGACGGGCGCCAAGGUCGAGUGGAGUCAGGAGGUCAACUACAAGUUUAAGCUGUCGAGCUUCCAGAAGCCGUUGGCGGAGUGGUUGAGGAGCAACCCGAAGGCGAUCCAGCCUGUGCAGAAGCAUGCCGAGGUGUUGGCCGAGAUCGAGGCGGGCUUGACGGACCUAUCGAUCAGCAGGCCGAGUUCGCGGCUCAGCUGGGGCAUCCAGGUGCCUGAUGACCCCGACCAUUGCAUUUACGUAUGGGUCGAUGCGCUGACCAACUAUCUCACUGUUGCUGGCUACCCAUCCUCCUCUUCAUCGUCGCCGCCCGCUUGGCCAGCAGACGUGCAUGUGGUGGGCAAAGAUAUUGUUCGCUUCCAUGCGAUCUACUGGCCCGCGAUGCUGCUCGCCGCCGGGCUUCCACUGCCCAAGACGAUCCUCGCGCACUCACACUGGACGAUGAACAAAUCCAAGAUGUCCAAGUCACGCGGCAAUGUUGCCAACCCGUUCGAGGCCAUCGACACGUUCGGGCUCGACACGCUGCGCUUCUUCCUCAUGCGUGUCGGUGGCAACCUUGGCUCGGAUUCGGACUACAACCCUGCCGUACUGAUCGAGUACCACCGCAAGUACCUGCAGGGCCAGCUGGGUAACCUCGUCUCCCGGAUCUGCGCGCCCAAGAUCCACACGCGCCUCGACGGCUUCCCGCGCGAUCGCACCACCAACACCCUCCACCGCCCGACCCAAGCAGAAGUGGAAGCGUAUCUGGACGCGGACACCCUCGCGCUCUGCCACGCGCUCGAAGCCACGCUCCUCGCCCUCCCCGCCAAAGUCCACACCCUGAUGCUCGACUUCGAACUCGCAAAGACGCUCGAACUCAUCCUCGAAUCUACCAUCUCGGCCACCAACGAGCUCCUCCAGCGCCUCGAGCCCUGGUCCCCCGCCACCCACCCCACCGCCGUCCUCGAGUGCCUCGUCCUCGUCACAGAGAGCCUGCGCAUGUCCGCACUCCUCCUCCUCCCCUUCAUGCCCCACAAAAUGUCCCUCCUGCUCGACACACUCAAAGUGCCAGUGGCGAACAGAAGCAGCCCCAAGGACCUAAUCGUAACAGAUGCCAACGGCCGACUCGUCUCGCAUGUGGUGCAGCGACACCCGGGCGACGGCAAGCCGCAACCGCUCUUCCCCCGCAUCGACGCGCUGCAAAGCUGA
Messenger RNA from Sporisorium graminicola, 1914 nucleotides. RefSeq lists its product as uncharacterized. Bases 1 to 1914 code for a protein of 637 amino acids. Lineage: Eukaryota; Fungi; Basidiomycota; Ustilaginomycetes; Ustilaginales; Ustilaginaceae. The transcript has a single exon. The record is from RefSeq and is a predicted model, not a curated record. Gene Ontology annotation, molecular function: methionine-tRNA ligase activity; ATP binding. Gene Ontology annotation, biological process: methionyl-tRNA aminoacylation.